AUGGAGAAACUAAUCCAAUCUACCAUAUCAUUAUUCAUAUCAUUAUCCCUAAAAAUUUCAACUAAAUCUUAUAAAUCAAUAAUUAGUAUACUAUUCAUAAUUUCUCUACUAUCAAUAAUAUUAACCACAACGAUAACAGUAUAUCAUGAUCCAGAGAGAAUUAUCACCACCACCACAACAACCACCAGUGCUUCUAAGAGUGUAUUCACUGCAUCAUCACCAAAACAACAGGAUAAAUUACAACAAGAAAUAGAUCAACAUCAAUCAGAUAAUAGCCAUGAACAGCAAGGUAAACGUAUAAUCAUUUUCCCUAAUAAUUUCCCCUUGAUUAAGAAUGAUCAAUUGGUUAAAUAUUAUAUUGAUACUAUGAAUCAAGCAUUACAACCGCAUGAUUUAAUUUAUCGAAAUUGUUUUGAGUAUAAAAUUCCUCAAUUAAGUUAUUCAUCUCAAAAAAUUGAUGUAUUUAGUGAUGGUGGUGGUGGUGACCAAUCAGGGAUUAAAUGUCGGAAAUUAUCAUCUCAAGUUAAUGUCAAAGUAAGUCCUGCAAUUAAUAAAAAUGGUAAUAUGAGACAAAUCUUAACUCGAUUCAUGCAAGAUGAUGGACUUUAUUUUCAAGAAUUCUUACCAUUUUUCCCCAAUCUAAAAGAACAAUUACAAUCCGCAGAUGAUGAUAUUAUUAAUAAACAUUGGUAUCAAUUUAUUGGAUCAACGGUAUGGUUACAACAAUAUGGAGUUCAUUUAAUGAUAUCAAGAAUCAUAUAUACUGAAGUAGAUCAAGGAUUACCGAUAAUUUCAUUAGCUUAUCUACAAUUAUUUGAUAGAAAUUGGAAUGAAUUAAAUGAUGUUGAAUUGAUUAUUCCUGAUUAUGAAACAACAACAACAACGACCACUCAAUCAAAAUAUAAAUAUAAAUCGAUUAUUUAUCCUUAUUUUGCCCCUAUUCCAAUAUAUCAUAAUGUUAAACAAUUAAAUACUGGGAAAUUUUUUGGUGUUGAAGAUCCAAGAAUUAUGUUAAUAACAAAUGAAUUUGGAUUUGAAGAACCAAUUAUAAUUUAUAAUUCUCAUCAUAGGAAAAUCCUGAAUAUUGAUUAUGAGAAUGGAGGUGAUAAUCAAGGUAAAAUAAAUUUUAAAAAUUAUCGUUCAUUAUUUAUUGGUUGGUUAUGGAAAACCCAAAUUGGUAAAUUUAAUCUUGAACAAUUACCAUCAGAACAUACUCUUGAUAAUCAUAAAGCCAACAAGAAUGAUGCAAAUAAUAAUGAUUAUAGUAAGAAUGAAUAUAUUAAGAUUAAAGAAUUAACUCGACCUAAUAAUCAACGUAAUUUAUUAGAGAAAAAUUGGUCAUUAUUUUUAAAUCAUCAAGAAAAAUUAAAUCAUGGUUAUCAUUCAUUUAUUUAUUUUAUUUAUCAAUUCAAAGAUUUAAAAAUUUUGAAAUGUCCAUUGAGUAGUAGUACCACCAAGAAAAAUAAUGAUGGUGAUGAUAGAUUUGAUAGUGGUUGUCAAUGGGAAUAUCAAAUUAAUGAUGAUGAUAAUUUUGGUUCGGGAUAUUUACAUGGUGGUACAGAAUUGAUCAAUGUUAAUGAAUUAUUAGAUAAUUAUUUAUCAAAAUCAUCUACUUCAACCUCAAUUAAUGGUAAACAGCUAACAAAUUCAAUUAAAGAUCGAUUACCAUUAAAUCGUCAAAUAUGGAUUGGGUUUGCUAGAGCAGCAAUGAGACAUUGUGGUUGUUCAGAAACCAUGUAUCGACCAAAUAUGGUAAUAUUAGUAAAAGAUGAUGUCCCUACUAACACCAAUAUUGCUUCGGGCAAGUCAAACUAUCGAUUAACGCAUGUGUCAUCAUUUAUGGAUUUAGGAAUUGAAGUAUUACCAUGGUGGGAAGAUAAAGGAUUAUGUGAGGGGAAAAAUGUGGUUAUACCUAAUGGGAUAUCAAGUUGGACAAUUGAAAAUGAAUCAAACAACCUAGAAUCAGAGUCAUCAACUAUCACAUCAAAUAAUUUGGUAGAUUAUUUGACAAUAACGAUUACUCGACGUGAUACAACAAUUGAUCUUGUAUAUAUAAAAGGGUUAUUGAAUGCAUUAUUAUUAAACCCUGACAAUAACAACAGCAAUAAUGAUGUUGAUGAUACUGAGGAGGGAUCAAGCAUUUUUAAAAGCUCAGUGUUAUUUAAUGUUGAUUUAGUGAAAGAUUAUCUGAGUACUACUACUACUACUACUACUAAAAAUGUUAAUAAAAAUCUUGAUUGUGCUUUACAAUAUUCUCAUAAAUAUUGUCAAAUAUAUGGAGAGAAAUUGAAAAUAGAAGAUGAAUUUAACAAUAAAGGGAAAGAUAAGGGUAAAGAUAAAUCCAAUUGA
Molecule: messenger RNA, 2349 nt
Organism: Candida albicans SC5314
Lineage: Eukaryota; Fungi; Ascomycota; Pichiomycetes; Serinales; Debaryomycetaceae
Gene: BMT9
Product: Bmt9p
Exons: 1
Coding region: 1-2349 (782 amino acids)
Molecular function (GO): mannosyltransferase activity
Source: RefSeq, a predicted model, not a curated record